Messenger RNA from Poecilia latipinna (sailfin molly), 1097 nucleotides. Its product is annotated as metastasis suppressor protein 1-like. The coding region runs from base 440 to 715 and encodes 91 amino acids. Gene Ontology annotation, biological process: positive regulation of actin filament bundle assembly; plasma membrane organization; adherens junction maintenance. Gene Ontology annotation, cellular component: cytoplasmic side of plasma membrane; actin cytoskeleton. Gene Ontology annotation, molecular function: actin binding; phospholipid binding. Lineage: Eukaryota; Metazoa; Chordata; Actinopteri; Cyprinodontiformes; Poeciliidae. The transcript is spliced from 4 exons. The record is from RefSeq and is a predicted model, not a curated record.
UACCACAACGUUCUCAGUUUUGGAAGCAGAGGGAGCACAGUGGGUAUUUACUUACCUGUCGGGAUACAGAGAAGUAUUACCGUGUGAGCAUUUUGGAUUAGAUUCAUUCAUUCAUUAUCAGCUUGGUACAGAUUGAAUUCCCAGUCUAGUCAUGGAUAUAAACGAGGCGUCGUGGAGGGAAAAAUGGGGUUUAAAUUUCUCUUUUUUUCCAAACAGCUUCUUUUGAUUUUAAGCGCUGCCCCAGAGCAGGACUGGACUGUGUUUUUAAACACACCUGACUGCGGUAAAAACUGUUUUUUUCCCCCAGUUUUCUCGCAGUAGACAUUUUUAAUUGUUCGCUUGGUCCUCCUUAUUCAGACUUUUUGGGAAGUUUUGGCUCUUUUGGGCAGCGGAGGCGACUGGCGGAGUCAGGACUGACCACUGGAGCUGGUCCUGAAAAAUGGAGGCUGUUAUCGAGAAGGAAUGCAGCGCUCUCGGAGGACUCUUCCAGACAGUCAUUGGAGACAUGAAAAGCAGCUGCCCUAUCUGGGAAGAUUUUAUCACCAAGGCAGGAAAACUGCAGUCACAGCUCAGGGCGACAGCAGUGGCCGUCACGGUCUUCCUGGAUGCUUUCCAGAAAGUGGCCGACCUGGCCACCAACUCAAGAGCCCAACCCCCCCACCUCUUCUACAUCUGGGCUCUCUGCUGCUGCUCUGUUUUCAUUCUGAAUGUGUGAGAGUGGGAAAGUGGUAGAGUAACAGAUCUCAUCUUUCCCUAGCUUGGACACUUCCAGCCACGCACUGUCCUAUUAAUAGGAACUGAAACAGACGCACACAUUCGUUACCUCAAUCACAGGAGUGAGAGUGAUGGAGGAGAGCUGAAGGGAGGUGCAGGGAGUGAUCAUCCUCUCCUUCGCCCUCUUAGAUUAUAUCAGUUUUUUGUAAAGGGGUCCAGAUCAGUUGGCUGAGAAGCCUUGCAUCACUUUUCCUCUGCCCUUUUCUCACUGACUUUGACUUGCAGUCUUUUUAUUUCGUUCAGCAGUAUCACACAGCGCUUGCCGUUUGGUGCACUGCGGCUCAGGCUUUAUUUAGAUUUAAGAAGCAAGGGUAGAUAAUGAG